This is a messenger RNA of Saprolegnia parasitica CBS 223.65, 1467 nucleotides long. RefSeq lists its product as hypothetical. NCBI's taxonomy places the organism in Eukaryota, Oomycota, Saprolegniomycetes, Saprolegniales, Saprolegniaceae. The transcript is spliced from 6 exons. The record is from RefSeq and is a predicted model, not a curated record. Bases 1 to 1467 code for a protein of 488 amino acids.
AUGGCGGAGCACCAUCAUAGCACGCUCCUCGACGACUUCCUCGACCCCGAUGAGGAGAAGACGACGGAGGCCGACCUCAUGUCCUGGCCCAACCAAGUGCAUGAGCUCGACAGCGCGUUCUCGUCCUUUAUCCUCGACCCGCAGCUCAACACGGCGUCGCCGUCCGUGACCAUGUCGCCGUCAACGCUCGCGUGGCUGCAGCAGUCGCUUGGCUCGGGCACGCUCUCGGCCCACUCGCAGUCCGAGCAAGAUGCACUGCUCCACCUCUUCUCGCCAUACACGAUGCCGAGCCCGCGCGAGACCGAGUUCCGUGGCGGCGGCAUCGACUGGAAGGUGCUCAACGAGGCAGCCAUCGAUGAGGAUGCGCCGACGCAGUGGAAGGAGAUCCCGCAGAGCCGGCUGCAUCCUGAUAUGAUCCCGCCCACCACCUCGAUGCCCAUCAGCAUGGCGUCGGCCGCGUCCGCGACCGCAGCGUCCUUGAUGUCGAUGACCCUGCAAGACCCGUCGUCGCUCCCCAAGAUGCUCAAGACGACGGCCAUGUCCAUGUGGCCGCUCAACCGCUUCCAACAACAGACGAACGCAGAGCAGCAGCCACUUCCCAUGCCCGACGUCAUACCGCCCGCGCACCCGUACUCGCUGGACGCAGGCAAGCGCCGCAUGCUUGUCUCGCCCGAAUUUGAGCAGUUUGAAGCCGCGGGUCCCGUCGUCGCACGACGACCGUCCAAGAAGCCGCCUGCCGACGCCGUCGACGUCAAGGUCGAGGUCAAGAAGUCCAUCGAUGUGGACGACACCAAGUCGGUGGCGUCGACGAUGAAGGCGCCCGAGGACGUGCGGUGCCGCUGCACGGGCAAGUGCCGGAAUGCCCGGUGCGCGUGUGUCAAGGCGGGUCGGGUCUGUGGUGUCGAGUGCAAGUGCCAAGAGUGCUCCAACCCGUUCGUGCCCAUGCAGAAGAAAGGCAUCCAGAUUGAAAAGAUGAUCCAUGACAAGUGCCUCAUGCAAAACCUGAGCAAGAUUCGAAGCAUGGAAGACAUUCUCAUGGGCCCCGUCGAGAUUGACUGCAGCUGCGGAUCCCAUCGCACCUGCCACGUCUACGAGACGCUGCUGCAGCCCGAGCUCAAGUCCGACGGCACGUACGCGUUCCCAGUCUCGUGCACAGCGUGCGACGCGACGUUCCACUACUCGUGGUGCACCAACAAGGUCUGGUCCAGCAAGCAGCCGCGCAAGCAUUGCGAAAUUUGCAAGCGGUGCGGGUCCCACCGUAGCCAGCACUGCCACGUGUGCAACCACUGCUACUUUGCCGGCGUCGCCAACAGCUUUUCAUGUCCGUGCCAGUCGCCCGCCAAUGCCGCGCCGCCCUCGGAGCUCGACGACACCGAGUCGAUUGCGAGCACCCUCUCGCUGCCCUUCAACGAGCCCCUCAAGACAGAGGCAGAUGAGAAGGACGACGAGCAGUGCCCCGUGCAAUGA